Molecule: messenger RNA, 2632 nt
Organism: Petromyzon marinus (sea lamprey)
Lineage: Eukaryota; Metazoa; Chordata; Hyperoartia; Petromyzontiformes; Petromyzontidae
Product: apolipoprotein L3-like
Biological process (GO): lipoprotein metabolic process; lipid transport
Cellular component (GO): membrane; extracellular region
Molecular function (GO): lipid binding
Source: RefSeq, a predicted model, not a curated record
CACACAGACACACAUACUCACACACGCCGCCAGAACCGGUCGACCUAGUGACGCGCGCGUUCGCGCUCCCGACUCACGCGCUUCGACCCCCGCCCCCCCCACAGGCGAACCACCCUCGACGCCUCGAGCCGCGUCGCCUGCCGCCUCUGGAGCCGCGUGUUGGGCAGCCUGCGCCACACGCUCGCUCUCCCACCCCACCCUCUGCGUCUCCGUCGCAUUACAAACGAGGGCCAGUCACUCACAGAGUCACUCCACCGAGUCACUCUCAGAGUCAGAGUCACUCGCCUCCUUCUCUCGCGUUUACUCAACCAUGGCUCGCGCCGCCGCCACGACGGACGAGGAGCGCGACAUCUCGUGCCCCAUCUGCCUGGAGAUCUUCGUCCAGCCCGUGUACCUCCACUGCGCCCACUCCUACUGCUCGGCGUGCAUCGAGCGACACUGGGACGGCGAGUCGGGCGCCAACUCGGGCGGCUUCUCGUGCCCGCAGUGCCGCGCCUCGACCGCAGAGAGGCAGACGCCGAGCAGGAACGUGGUGCUGGCCACGCUGGUGGAGCAGUACAGCAAGAAGACGGAGCGCCUCUGGUCGUUGUCUCUGCUGGAGGAUGGAGGAGACGCCGAGGCACGAGAUGACAUCGCGCCUGGCAGGGAUUCGCGCGAGGCGCCCGCGAGUGACUAUGAGUCGGCCCGCAACAAGCUUCAGGAUAUCUACCCGGAGUGGACAGAGAAGCGGGAGGAAACCAUUCAGAACCUGCAGGGGAUGGUGCAGGCGAUACGCGAACGGCAGAAGAACGUCAACAUCGCCAAGGUGACCGGCAGCGCCACAGGCAUCGUCGGUGGCAUCAUGUCCAUCGUCGGCCUGGCCCUCAUCCCCGUCACCUUUGGCGCGUCCCUGGGCCUGAUCAUCGGCGGCGCUGCCAUCGGAGUGGCCGGGGGAAUCACGGGCGCCGGAGCUUCGAUCGCCCUCACCGUCCUCAACAGGAUGGACAGCACCGAGGCGCAGGAGCUCCUGACGCAGGACACGGAGCUCAGCGUCAGGUUGCACGAGGCCAUGGUGAGACUCAAUAGGGCGGCAGCGGGCAGCGGUGAGAGCAUGAGUCCCGGGAGCUUGAACCUGCCUCAGGUGGCGAAGAACAUCACGCAGAUCAGCAUCGCGGCAGCCACGGUGGUGGAGGACGUGGCAGUAGGGGCGCUGAGGGGCACAGCCGGGGCUGCGCUGCGAGUGACAGGCUUCGUGCUGAGCAGCGUCUUCCUGGUGGUGGACCUCGCGAGCGUGGUACACUCCAGCCUACACCUGAGCAACGGCAGCCCAUCUGAGGUUGCCGAUCAGCUGCAGGAGGUCGUGGACUCGCUCCAGGGUCAGUUGGACCAGAUGCACAAACUCUACUACCAGCUGUGAGGCCACCCACACUGGCAUCUCCAGAUUGUACUGCACGACUUGCGUGGCGUACGUAAUGAUUGUGACGAUGACAGUUUGGUGACCGUAAUUACAAUCUGCUCUCGUAUAAUUCGAUGGUAGUUGUGGUCAUGAAGAACACCACCUUAUGGAAAAAUCGCGUUAUAAUGAAUAAUAUAUAAUAUUGGGUAAAGCAGAGUCCACGAUAACACGUGAGAUGAUGCGUACGCAGGCUGAACAAAACACCGAGGGGUGUGGGUAGCAUCUAGAAGCAUCCAGAAGCAAAACAAUGCCUUGUACGAUGCUACUCUGAGGCAGCCGUACAACCACUACUCAUACUCGUACGACGUAGUUCAGUUCACUCAAUCGCAUUAUAACGAAUUUGCAUCCGCAUUAUAAAACAUUUGUUCCCUAAUACAUUCGUGUUAUAUUCAAUUCGCGUUAUGAAAACACGUGUUAUAUGAGAAUAGACUGUAUAUGAUGAUUAUGAUGACAGUUGGGUAACUGUCGUCUUGUAUUUCUCCUACUUGCUGCUAGAACGUGCGGUAAACUACAUCCCUUGUCAAUCCAGUGCUGGGAUGAGUGUUGCACCAUACUACGAGGGUCUAUUAACUAUAACCACAGUAGACUCGAUUACCUGAGUGACAUUUAUCUGAUUUGUCAAUUAACAGAGCACCUCAGAUUUUGACAUUUAUUAAUAAUUCAUGUAUUUUCCCUUAAGCCCAAAUUAAUAAUAAAAAAAUAAUUAUAGUUAUUAUAAAUGUUUAUUACAAGUCACGUACUGAAACCGAACAAAUAUGUUAAUCCCAAAACCACGUGAUUGCCUCUACAGUACAGUAGUUUCAAAUAUUUUCAAAAGUGGGCAGAGUUUGAUUGAUGUUGAUUGGCAUGGCUCUGCUGUCCACCUAGUGGGCCAAAUCUUAUGCUGGGCAGGACCAGGAAAGUCUUAUCACUGAAUACUCGUAUCAUCAAUCAUUAGUAUUCAUUCUUAAUUUAUACCAAUACUAGUAGUUUUUGUCAUGGAGAUCUGCGGAAAAUGGAUACUUUUGAAUUAUUCAUGAUUUUGAAUUAUCUACGGCCAUCCUCCCCGUCAUUAGCACAGAUAAGUCAGUGUACUGUAACAUUUUUUUUUUAUUUUACCAGGGAAGGCCCACUGAGCUAUAUAGCUAUUUUACAGGUGUGACUUGCCCACAAAUGAUAGCUCAGCAAAGUGGCUUAUCAUGUGGGAAUUUAUAGCAG